GGCCAGAACAAGCUGAUGGACGAGCUCAGGCCGAAUCUGGGUCUGCUCGGCGUCGGCCUGGUCGAGAACGACAGCUUCCAUCUGAAUCACAAUCAGGAGAAGAGAAAGUGCAGCAGCGCCAGCUCGAACGAACAGGACUUCGGUCUGUACGGGGUGCACCAGGGUCUCGAGGCGAGUCCACCGACGCCAGCCGCGACGCCCGGUAGAAGCAGCGUCGGAGCCACCACUGUUGGAGCAGAAGGCGCUUUUAAAAAGUUAAAGCCUGACCCCUGCGCCUCCAGUCCUCACAUCGGUCACACACCUACGACAGCUAGUUGUCCAACACCUGCCCGACGGCGACACAGAACCACUUUCACACAGGAGCAGCUGGCAGAAUUGGAAUCGGCGUUCGCGAAAUCUCAUUAUCCAGACAUAUACUGCAGGGAGGAAUUGGCGAGGACCACCAAAUUGAACGAGGCCAGAAUUCAGGUUUGGUUCCAGAACAGAAGAGCGAAGUAUCGGAAGCAGGAGAAGCAGUUGCAGAAAGCUCUGACACCGAUACCCGCCUGCCAAGGUGCCAUGAUGAGGAAUAUCUAUCCUGGUGCUAGCAGAGGUUAUCAACCCUACCCCCAUCCUCACAACAGCAUAAAUGGCAUAAAUCGUUAUCCCCAGAUGGGCACGACGUCUUACCCGAGCAUGACCCAGCCGUUCUCCAUGUCGCAUUCAGCAUCGAAUAUGUCGGCCGUCACCGGUAUGCGACAAGAUGCGAUGGGCAUGUCGGCGGAAGACGAAUGGUACAACAAGAGCAUCUCGGCCCUGAGAAUGAAUACAGCCCACCACCCGAAUCUGGCCGCACCGAUGUUACAGUAUCAAACAUAAUUGUAAACAGAGGCGAGAGGGCGACUCGAGGAUCUCGUCAGGAAUUCGUCGGCGUACUUGUGACGGAACCCGAUCUCGGUGAGAGAGGAGGGUCGAUUGAGAGUGACGAGAUCGACAGAGCCCGAUCGAUGUUUCGCCACUUCGCAGAGAGGGAGAGGGAGAAAAAGAGAAAGAAAAAUAAGAGAAGAAACCAAAAGAAUAUAUGGAUCGAUUUGCGUUAUCGCUGAUCAGCUUGCGCGCGUUGCAUCUUGAUUUCGCGAUACACGUCCUCGCGUUUCGCUUGCAGCAACAAACAAAGCUCGACUCGCAACCGGCAAUAGCGACGUUGCGAUUGAUGUGCACGCGUAAAUAAAAAGGCUUUACACUCCCAUUACAUCUGUUAUAUUUUCGCGCUCGUCAUUGUCGCGCGCGAAUUGAACGCGAUUUUUCAGGUGAAACGACACGUCGUCGAGAAGAAUUCAAGCGCGGUGACGAAGCGGCAGAUCCGAUUUUUUUUUCUUCGAACACCCGUGAAAUUCUUACCUGUGCGAAGAGACAAGUGAGCGAUGGAAAAGUUUCAAUUGGCGGUUACUCGCACGAUAUUUCGCACUCGUUGCGAUUUCCGCGACGUAGGAUACAUAUUAUACGGUCUUGGGGCGUCUUGUAAUUUUGCGCGGAAAGAGAAAAUUCUGCGAUUAACGUGUACAGAGAGAGAGAGAGAGAGAGAGAGAGAGAGAAAGAGAAAGAACGUGAAACAUAUCGCCGUUUGUCGCGAGAGAAAGUAAGAUCCGUAUAUUUUCUACGUGUAUAGCGGAGGUGUCCAUUUUGUGUCCGCGACCUGUAUAACAGUUCUUUCGGUUUCGCGUCACACACCAAGUCACAGACAACACACGUAAAUAAAAACACACAUAUUCCCGUAGCAAGUCACUUUGUUUUUUUUUUUUUUAAUACAGAAAUU
Messenger RNA from Pseudomyrmex gracilis, 1795 nucleotides. Its product is annotated as homeobox protein prophet of Pit-1-like. Gene Ontology annotation, biological process: regulation of transcription by RNA polymerase II. The transcript has 6 exons. The record is from RefSeq and is a predicted model, not a curated record. Gene Ontology annotation, molecular function: RNA polymerase II transcription regulatory region sequence-specific DNA binding; DNA-binding transcription factor activity, RNA polymerase II-specific. Bases 16 to 858 code for a protein of 280 amino acids. NCBI's taxonomy places the organism in Eukaryota, Metazoa, Arthropoda, Insecta, Hymenoptera, Formicidae.